AAUAAUAUUAAAAAAAUGAGACAAGAAGAUUUAGAGGAGAUAAAGAAGAUAGAGCAGCAGUGGAGAUGGUCUGAAAUCGAAGACCUCGAACUCGCUGUGUCAGCUCAGUCAGAUAUUACCCCAUCUGACAACAACCACCAUUCUUCUUCUUCUAUUAAAGCUCCCAACCACAUUAACAUCCACACUUCAACUGCACCUACUGCAGGAACCCCCACUGCAGAGGUCAAACCAGUACAAUUAGAUUUUCCGUCGCCGGAGAUGGAGGUUUCGACCUCUGAUGGGAAGAAAGACGGCGUUGGAGAGCCGGAGAAGCCGGUAUCGCCGCCGUCAGUCGGGAUUGGGGAGCUGUUCAGGUUUGCAGAUGGGCUGGACUAUUUUCUGAUGACGGUUGGUACAGUUGGAGCGGUUGUUCAUGGGAGCUCGUUGCCUCUGUUCCUUAGAUUCUUUGCUGAUCUUGUUAAUUCUUUUGGCUCCAAUGCUGAUAAUCUCGAUAAGAUGACUCAAGAAGUUUUGAAGUAUGCGUUUUACUUUCUUGUUGUGGGAGCUGCGAUAUGGGCUUCUUCAUGGGCAGAGAUAUCGUGCUGGAUGUGGACCGGAGAGAGACAAUCGACGAAGAUGAGGAUCAAAUAUUUAGAAGCUGCUUUGAAUCAAGAUAUUCAGUACUUCGACACCGAUGUUCGUACAUCCGACGUUGUUUUUGCCAUUAACACCGAUGCCGUUAUGGUCCAAGACGCCAUUAGCGUAAAGUUGGGAAACUUCUUGCACUACAUGGCGACAUUUGUGUCCGGAUUUGUUGUCGGUUUUACGGCGGUGUGGCAGUUAGCACUGGUCACUCUAGCGGUGGUGCCGCUCAUAGCGAUAAUCGGAGGCAUCCACACCACCACAUUAGCCAAACUUUCCGGCAAGAGCCAAGAUGCUCUAUCUCAAGCUGGAAAUAUAGCUGAACAGACAAUAGCUCAAAUUCGAACCGUGUUAGCAUACGUCGGCGAAUCGAGAGCAUUACAAUCGUAUUCUUCGUCUCUAAGAGUAGCCCAGAAAAUCGGAUACAAAAUCGGAUUAGCCAAAGGAUUGGGAUUAGGAGCAACUUAUUUCACAGUCUUUUGCUGCUACGCACUUCUCCUAUGGUACGGCGGUUACUUAGUUCGGCACCAUUUCACUAAUGGCGGUCUCGCAAUUUCGACAAUGUUCGCCGUCAUGAUCGGUGGGCUGGCUUUGGGGCAAUCAGCUCCAAGUAUGGCUGCAUUUGCAAAGGCAAAAGUUGCAGCGGCAAAAAUCUACCAAAUUAUCGACCACAAACCGAGCGUAGACAGAAAUAACGAAUCGGGUUUGGAGUUAGAAACCAUAACCGGACAAUUAAAUCUCCAAAACAUCGACUUUUCGUACCCUUCGAGACCGGAUAUUCAAAUCCUCAACAACUUUUCGCUCUCUGUUCCAGCCGGAAAAACGAUAGCUUUAGUCGGAAGCAGCGGCUCUGGUAAAAGUACGGUUGUGUCCCUCAUCGAGAGAUUCUAUGAUCCUGCUUCAGGACAAGUAAUGCUGGAUGGGCAUGAUAUAAAAACAUUUAAAUUGAAAUGGCUGAGGCAGCAAAUCGGGCUUGUGAGCCAAGAACCGGCACUUUUCGCGACGACGAUUAAAGAAAAUAUAUUAUUAGGUAGGCCCGACGCGAGUUCGAUCGAAGUCGAAGAAGCCGCAAGAGUUGCUAAUGCUCAUUCAUUCAUUGUUAAACUCCCAGAUGGAUAUGAUACUCAGGUAGGUGACCGAGGUUUGCAGCUCUCGGGCGGGCAAAAACAGAGAAUUGCUAUUGCCAGAGCAAUGCUGAAGAAUCCAGCUAUUCUGUUAUUGGACGAAGCGACUAGUGCAUUGGAUUCCGAAUCGGAGAAGCUCGUGCAAGAGGCACUUGACCGUUUCAUGAUCGGAAGAACUACACUAGUGAUUGCGCAUCGACUGUCCACAAUCCGAAAAGCUGACCUCGUCGCUGUACUCCAGCAAGGCAGCGUGUCGGAAAUCGGGACCCACGAUGACCUCAUCGCUCGAGGCGAAAAUAGCGUCUACGCUAAGCUAAUCCGAAUGCAAGAAGCAGCUCACGAAGCUUCUAUUACUAAUUCUCGAAAGAGCAGCGCAAGGCCUUCAAGUGCAAGAAACUCAGUGAGUUCACCGAUAAUCACACGGAACUCAUCGUACGGCCGAUCGCCGUACUCAAGAAGAUUAUCUGAUUUCUCCACGUCCGAUUUCAGCCUCUCACUAGACACAGCAUACCCUAAUUACCGCCACGAGAAGCUCGCCUUCAAAGAGCAGGCGAGCUCGUUUUUACGUCUCGCGAAAAUGAAUUCUCCCGAGUGGGUCCACGCUCUAAUCGGCUCCAUAGGCUCCGUUAUUUGCGGCUCUCUAAGCGCGUUCUUCGCGUACGUACUAAGUGCAGUUCUCAGCGUGUACUACAAUCCAGACCACAAGUUCAUGAUUAAAGAAAUCGCGAAAUAUUGCUAUUUACUCAUCGGAGUUUCUUCGGCGGCACUUAUAUUCAACACGUUGCAGCACUAUUUUUGGGAUACCGUCGGAGAGAAUCUGACGAAGCGCGUGAGAGAGAAGAUGCUCGAGGCUGUGCUGAAAAACGAGAUGGCAUGGUUCGAUCAAGAGGAGAAUGAGAGCUCUAGGGUUUCCGCCAGGCUGGCGCUCGAUGCCAAUAAUGUGCGAUCGGCAAUCGGAGAUAGAAUUUCCGUUAUAAUGCAGAACUCCGCUCUUAUGUUGGUUGCAUGCACAGCUGGUUUUGUUCUUCAAUGGCGCCUCGCUCUAGUUCUUGUCGCCGUUUUUCCCGUCGUUGUCGCUGCUACCGUUCUGCAGAAAAUGUUCAUGACCGGAUUUUCCGGCGACCUAGAGGCGGCGCACGCUAAGGCGACACAGCUGGCGGGGGAAGCGGUGGCCAAUAUGAGGACUGUCGCUGCCUUCAAUUCGGAGGCGAAAAUCGUCGGACUUUUCACGUCGAGCCUGCAAACUCCGCUCCGCCGUUGCUUUUGGAAGGGGCAAAUAGCCGGAAGCGGUUACGGGAUCGCGCAAUUCUUGCUCUACGCCUCAUACGCAUUAGGGUUGUGGUACGCCUCCUGGCUCGUGAAGCACGGAAUCUCCGAUUUCUCGAGCACGAUCCGCGUCUUCAUGGUCCUCAUGGUUUCUGCCAACGGUGCCGCCGAAACUUUAACCCUCGCCCCCGAUUUCAUCAAGGGUGGCCGUGCAAUGCGCUCCGUUUUCGACCUAAUCGACCGGAAAACCGAAAUCGAGCCGGAUGAUCAAGACUCUGCCCCUCUCCCCGACCGCCUACGCGGCGAGGUGGAAUUCAAGCACGUCGACUUCUCGUACCCGGCCCGGCCCGACGUACUGAUCUUCCGUGACUUGAGCCUUCGGGCCCGGGCUGGGAAGACGCUGGCCCUCGUGGGGCCCAGCGGGUCUGGCAAAAGCUCGGUCGUCUCUCUUAUACAGAGAUUCUACGAGCCCUCGUCCGGACGUGUGAUGAUUGACGGGAAGGACAUUCGAAAGUACAAUUUGAAGUCGCUGAGACGCCACAUGGCGGUGGUCCCACAGGAGCCAUGCCUAUUCGCCACCACGAUCUACGACAACAUAUCCUACGGCCACGAAUCUGCCACCGAGGCAGAGAUUAUCGAGCCGGCGACACUAGCAAACGCCCAUAAGUUCAUAUCCUCCUUGCCGGACGGGUACAAAACGUUCGUCGGGGAAAGAGGGGUACAAUUGUCCGGAGGGCAAAAGCAACGGGUGGCAAUAGCACGUGCUUUCUUGAGAAAACCGGAGAUAAUGUUGCUAGACGAAGCCACGAGCGCCCUCGAUGCGGAAUCGGAGAGGUGCAUACAGGAGGCCCUCGAGCGGGCUUGUGCGGGAAAAACAACAAUCGUGAUCGCGCAUAGAUUAUCGACAAUCAGAAACGCGCACGUGAUUGCGGUUCUUGAUGACGGGAAAGUAGCGGAACAGGGCUCGCAUUCCCAUCUAGUGAAGAAUUAUCCAGAUGGAAUAUACGCACGGAUGACGCAGUUGCAGAGAUUCGGUAAUGCGCAACAAGGUGUGAAUACACCGGGAUCAAGUUCUUCCGCACAUUGAUAGAUUCUCGAAUGAUUUUUUUUUCGUUUUUUCGUUUUUUCGUUUUUGUUUAUAUUAUUGAUAUAGUAUAGGCAUGUGGAUUAUCUAAUCAUAUCAUCAAAAUUUUCUUUAUAAAUCUGGAGGUUAUAAACAUUCA
Erythranthe guttata (spotted monkey flower) is the source of this 4234-nucleotide messenger RNA. It is a transcript of the gene ABCB1, whose product is annotated as ATP binding cassette subfamily B1. Gene Ontology annotation, molecular function: ATP binding; ABC-type oligopeptide transporter activity; ATP hydrolysis activity. NCBI's taxonomy places the organism in Eukaryota, Viridiplantae, Streptophyta, Magnoliopsida, Lamiales, Phrymaceae. Gene Ontology annotation, cellular component: mitochondrial inner membrane. The record is from RefSeq and is a predicted model, not a curated record. Gene Ontology annotation, biological process: oligopeptide export from mitochondrion.